AUGUUGGCUCGCAAAGAUCUAACAUCGCAUGUCAAGUCCUUCGUCUUACAUGAUCACGCACGGGACUACGAUAGGACAAAUCAACCGCUCGAAAAUGACAAGACACUGCAUGCACUCCAUGGACUGAUCUCCGACGUGCGCGAUGCCGUUAUGGGUACGCAUGAGUUCAUUGGCGCACUGCGAAAAUUGGCACCGGAGCGCAAUUGGGUCAUUGAACUAGGUUCACCAGCCUCGGCUUUGGAUGCUGCGUUGGCUGUGUUUCUGUUGUUUGCAGAAAAUCUGCAGUCAAUUGACGUCAGUUUUCGCCGUAACCUCCUGUUCAGCGGAUCUGAACAUGGUCCUCCGACACCUAUUGCCCUUGAUGCCCUACUUCCGUCUCGGCGCCAGAAUUCUGAACUACCAUCAUUCGAUAGACUGAGAAGCCUCACUAUAGAAUUACAUGCCAGCGCGACACCCCUGCCAAUCUCAAUUCUGCCUGGCUUAGAACACAUUCGCAUUGUGCACCGUAGCCUAGAGCUGACUCAUGAAUCACAUUGGUUUCCGAACUUCCAGUACCCAACCAUCAACACUUCCGGGAAUCUGCGGUCUAUGGAUCUUACCGGACCUGUAAUCAUGCCCGGUGCACUAGCGAAGUAUCUUGUGGAAAGCGACUGUCGCUCCCUCAAAAGCUUGAAAGUCUUCAGCGAUGAGCGAUUACUGCCGGAUUGGUCAGAGCCGACCGAGCACUGCAAAGCGUACGACUUUCGGAAGCUGAGUGAAGCCUUGAAAUACGCACCCAAUCUUGAGCACUUCGAGUGCAGCUUCCCUAAAGGCCGUCCUAAGGGCAUGUUCGGGUCGUUCAAAUCUCUCUCGCGUCUUCACUUCUUCAAGGUCGAUUAUAAGCUAUUGUGCGAAUCGGCUGGACAGGAAAUCGGUUCCUCACUUCAUCUCCAGCAUCCCACGGAAUGCUUUCCUACGUCGUUGAGGGUUCUCCACAUCACAGAUAUGGGCUACUUCCGUCUGGAUACACUCUGCUGUCAUACGACGAAGACGCCCAGCGGGCGUGCACACGCUGUGAAAUACGUUCUUGAACGUGUUCGCUCGCUAUCUCUGCGAGAAUUACAUCUCCACGUUCGGAUGUACCAUGAGUUUCACCACUUCAAUGCGACAGCUAAAUCUGGAUAUAUAGUGGAAGAACUGGAAUGGUCGACUCGUAAGUUUCUCCCGCGCCUCGUAGCGGCGCUACAGAAAGAAGGUGUCAUCAUGAAUGUCUGGGGAGCUGGCAUUAUGGGAUGCAUCAAGGAGGUGUUACUUUACGGGCCGGGAUACGCAAGAGCAUGGCCACAAUGGGAUCGGAAAAAUGAGGUUACUGCUCAAUCCGGAAGCUGCGAUGGCUGGACUUGGGAACUGUUUGGGGGUGACAGGAAGGACGAGUUUCUCAGAGAUCCGGAAUACGUCGAAAGCGAAGAUGACAUGGAUGGGUGA
Didymosphaeria variabile is the source of this 1464-nucleotide messenger RNA. RefSeq lists its product as uncharacterized. Bases 1 to 1464 code for a protein of 487 amino acids. The transcript has a single exon. The record is from RefSeq and is a predicted model, not a curated record. NCBI's taxonomy places the organism in Eukaryota, Fungi, Ascomycota, Dothideomycetes, Pleosporales, Didymosphaeriaceae.